AUGGACGACGGCGGGAUCCAGGAGGAGCCGCCGUCGGCGCGGUUCCUGACGCCGACGCGCUCGGGGGGCACGCGCUGGGUGGACGGCAGCGAGGUCGACUCGUCCGAGUCCGCCGCGUUGUCGCUCGGCGACGAGCGGUCGGGGGAGACCGUCUCCGCCGAGGGGAGCGCCGCGGCCACGGGCCCGGCGUCGCGGGUGUCCUCUGGCACGUUCCGGCGGCGGCUCGGGAAGCGGCCCCGGCGGGUGGACUCGCUCGACGUCGAGGCCAUGAACGUCCGCGGCGCGCACGGGCACAGCAGCAAGGAAUUGACGAUGUUGAGCACCAUCGCGAUGGCUUUUCAAACCCUCGGCGUGGUCUACGGAGACAUGGGGACAAGCCCUCUCUAUGUCUUCAGUGAUGUGUUCAGCAAGGUGCCCAUAAAGUCGGAGGUUGAGAUCUUGGGAGCACUUUCGCUGGUCAUGUACACGAUCGCGUUAAUACCUUUUGCGAAAUACGUGUUUAUAGUGCUCAAAGCUAAUGACAAUGGCGAAGGGGGCACUUUUGCACUUUAUUCAUUGAUUUGCAGGUAUGCAAAAGUUAGCCUGCUUCCGAAUCAGCAGCGUGUGGAUGAAGAUAUAUCUAGUUUUAGGCUCAAGUUGCCAACUCCUGAACUUGAGCGUGCUAUGUUUGUCAAAGACUGCCUAGAAAAGAAGCCGCUGUUCAAGAACAUUCUCCUGUUCUUGGUUCUGAUGGGGACUUCCAUGGUGAUUGGCGAUGGCAUUCUCACUCCGUCAAUGUCAGUCAUGUCUGCUGUCAGUGGUCUCCAGGGUCAAGUUCCAGGAUUCGACACAGAUGCUGUUGUAAUUGUCUCCAUCAUAGUUCUUCUGCUACUCUUUAGCGUGCAGAGGUUCGGGACUGGCAAAGUUGGAUUCAUGUUUGCUCCUAUUUUGGGACUCUGGUUUAUUAAUUUGAGCUCCAUCGGAAUAUAUAAUAUUGUUAAGUAUGAUAUAUCUGUUGUGAGAGCAUUCAAUCCGGCGUAUAUAUACUUGUUUUUCCAAACAAAUGGCAUGAAGGCAUGGUCAGCUCUUGGUGGUUGUGUCCUGUGCAUCACAGGAGCUGAAGCAAUGUUUGCUGAUUUGGGCCAUUUCUCUGUCAAAUCAAUACAGGUUGCAUUUACCGCUGUCGUAUUCCCCUGUCUGCUUAUUGCUUACAUGGGCCAAGCUGCAUUUUUGAUGAAAAAUCCACUUGCUGUAGAAAGAAUAUUUUAUGAUUCUGUACCAGGAGUUCUAUUCUGGCCAGUAUUUGUGAUUGCUACACUUGCUGCUAUGAUUGCCAGCCAAGCUAUGAUAUCUGCAACAUUCUCUUGCAUAAAGCAGGCGAUGGCUCUUGGCUGCUUUCCUAGGAUUAAGAUAAUCCAUACUUCCAAGAAAAUCAUGGGCCAGAUUUACAUACCUGUGAUGAAUUGGUUUCUUAUGGUCAUGUGCAUCAUCAUUGUGGCCACUUUCAGGAGUACCAAUGAUAUUGCCAAUGCCUAUGGUAUUGCUGAAGUUGGUGUCAUGAUGGUUAGCACUGUACUGGUGACUUUGGUGAUGCUUCUUAUAUGGCAAACCAACUUGUUUCUUGUGCUGUGCUUUCCUAUUCUUUUUGGUGCAGUGGAGUUUGCUUACUUAACUGCCGUUCUGUCAAAGAUACGAGAAGGAGGGUGGUUACCGCUGGCUUUCUCCUCACUGUUUCUCUGCAUAAUGUACACAUGGAACUAUGGAAGUGUGUUGAAAUACCAGAGUGAGAUGCGGGGCAAGAUAUCCCUGGACUUCAUUCUUGACCUCGGAGCCACACUUGGCACUGUAAGAGUUCCAGGCAUUGGACUUGUGUACAAUGAAUUGGUCCAGGGGAUCCCAUCAAUCUUUGGCCAACUGUUGGUCACGCUGCCAGCCAUGCAUUCCACGAUCGUUUUUGUUUGCAUAAAAUAUAUCCCCGUCCCAUAUGUCCCACUUGAAGAAAGGUUCUUGUUCCGAAGGGUUGGCCAGAAGGACUACCACAUGUUCCGCUGCGUCGCACGCUAUGGUUAUAAAGAUGUUAGGAAGGAGGAUCAUGGCUUCUUUGAGCAGCUUCUGGUCGAGAGUCUUGAGAAAUUUCUGAGGAGGGAAGCCCAGGAAAUCGCACUUGAGACAAGCACAAUGGAGGCUGAGCGUGAUGACAUAUCUGUUGUAUCUGAGGUGCCUCAGUCUCCUGCUUGUGAAGGUGAUCUGCGAACUCCACUGCUUUCUGAUCAGAGAUCUGGUGAUGACAACAGAAUGGGCACCAGAGAUGAUAGUGCUCCUGUGCUUCCCUCCAGUUCCAUGUCUGCAGAAGAAGACCCCGCAUUAGAGUACGAGCUGGAAGCUCUGAGAGAAGCCAUGGCAUCUGGGUUCACGUAUCUCUUAGCUCACGGCGAUGUGAGGGCGAGGAAGGAGUCAUUCUUCACGAAGAAGUUUAUUAUCAACUAUUUCUACGCAUUCCUGAGGAGGAACUGCAGGGCUGGCACUGCAACUCUGAAGGUUCCCCACUCGAACAUCAUGCGUGUCGGUAUGACGUACAUGGUUUGAUGGGGGCUGCUACAAUUGCGCCACAAGACUGAACCGUAAGUCUUGGAUGGCAUGCCGCACCAGCUUGUAGUUUAGAGAUUGUACUGCAGUACUGAUUGAAUUCAUUGCUGCCUCUUGCCAUCUGCUCGGAAUUUUAGUCACGGAUAUGGCUGUACAUGUUUGAUUUUCCAUUCCUUUAUCCCCUUGAUCGGCCUGUCUUCAGUUGUUUGUAUGAUAUCUGUGGAGACUAUCUGUAUGAGCAGCUAUGUUUCUGCCAUCAUCUCUUGUGUGUAUCCUAACACUCCUUUGCAUUUGUUGACCCUUCAAAUAUUGCAGUGGGGGCAAAUGCCAAAUAUUGGACCUGGCCUCCACAUGCUACGUUGUACAUAAUUCUGUGUACUUUAUUGUUAUGUAUUACUUGUGAUUGUAAGAAA
Molecule: messenger RNA, 2978 nt
Organism: Panicum hallii
Lineage: Eukaryota; Viridiplantae; Streptophyta; Magnoliopsida; Poales; Poaceae
Product: potassium transporter 23
Exons: 9
Coding region: 1-2565 (854 amino acids)
Biological process (GO): potassium ion transmembrane transport
Cellular component (GO): membrane
Molecular function (GO): potassium ion transmembrane transporter activity
Source: RefSeq, a predicted model, not a curated record